GGUCGUUUGUGGGAUCGCCUUGAAUGUCGGCGUACAAGCGCGCGGGGCAGUUGGCUCUCGCCAGGGCUCCAGGAAGGAUGCGCGAUCGGGGGUGUGCGCUUCUCGAGACUGCCACCGGUUUUCUGCGUGCCGGCCGUUUUACGGCCUAUAACGCGGCACCAUAGCCACGGCCCAUUCAACGCAAAAAUCCUUACUUCGUGGUUUAUUUAUCCGUCCUGUGUGAAGAAGUGAUAUAUCGACGUGUAUUCGCAAGAAUAGGAAGAAAAAAGUAAUUGUUCGCGAGAGAAGCUUCAUCAGCGAGUGCGGCUCUCCACGACAAUCGGAAAUCGUUCGAUGUUUGUCGCUUCAUCCUGUGUACUUAACGUUUUUCUAAAAUUUAACCACGACGUUCGUCGAAACUCAACGUUUUCAAGGUUAGAAACGACGAUACCCUAAACACGACGGUGGUGCGCCUGGCAAUUUCACGACGCGCUUAGGUUAAGUGUCAUUCUUUUAGCCCCGGCACCGACAACGACACAUCGGAACGAAAGAGAUACGGUGUCGUGUUUAAUUGCUCCGAAGAUUUGUCCACGAAUGUCACGCGCGAGUGCAUUCUGAUCUCGUGAACGACCGAUAAAUGUCCAUUGACGCGAAGAAACGGAAACACGAAGAUCACUUUCGCCAUUGCAAGAGGUCAAAUUCAACGUAUUUGUGCGCGUUCUUUGGUGCACCGUGAAUAUUCGGGGGAAAAAAAAACAAGCUGGUCGGUACGAUCGAAGCGUUUCGGAAAAAAGGAGUAAUUUGUGAGCCCAUCGUUGUGUAGUUUUCUGUCACGAUUGCGUUACCGACUGAUAUAUACAACAUAUAUAUGUACACCGAGGCUGACUUUGAAUACGUUUUCUUUUUAACUAUGCAAGUUUUGAUACAUCGGAUAUCUUUUUAAUCGUCGGUAACGGGCUUGUAAUGGAGUUUGAUUAUAGCCAACCAGCUGUAAUAUUUUCAUUGAAUUUUCGAGUAUCGAGCGCACGGUUGUUUACUAUUGCUUGAUGCGCCAAAUAAGAGAAACCUGCAGGAAGCGUAUGCAUCUUGGCGAGAAAAAUCUGCGUCAGCGAAUCGUAGAGACCGGUACACGACGAUGUUUAACGGCUUGCAUGAUUUUCGUACUUAAUGGGAAAAAACCUAACCUCAACGGAACCAGUACAAAGCACUUAAAGCUGUGAAAUCGAAAUAUCUCGUCGCUCGAUCGUUGUCGAAGAAACGAGGAAAACGUAUGUCGUACGAUUAGUUUUCACGACGCCUUUUUCGAGCGACUGGGCAGUUCGUACUUAAAUUUCGAUCUCAGAAGAAAACACUGUGCCGGCGUUACCUGUUUAUUAGGAGUACACCGUGUUCAGUGGCGGAUAAUUUCUCAGUGAGUGUAUAACGAAUUAACGAACGCUUACUCGAAUAUUGUGGUAAUUCCCAUAGUCGCCGCGAAAGCAGCUGGAAACCGAAAUUUGUUGUGGCGGACACUGGGAUCGAUUGUUACGCAAAUUGCUUCCAGAAAACUUGUAUACAGUGCAACGCAUUGUCUCAAGAUUCCUCGAUGGAGAGUGCCGGCGGUGACAAGCAGAACGAGUCGGACGAGUGUGACGUGAUCGGUAACAAUCAGCAUCAGAACAAGAUGACGGGCCAGGAGGACAGCAACGUGAAGCUGAGCAAGGACUUGGGGAAACAGGAGACCUUGAAGAACCUGAAGAAUUUGGAGAACAUCGGUCAGAACGACGACGACGCCGCGAAUAAAUUAUCGAAGACAGUGUCCCAGGACGACGAGGACGACGAUGAGGACGAGUGCAAAGGCUCCAACGAGGAGCUCAAGGAAGAGAAAACCGAUGGGAAGAAGGACGAGGAGUCCUCCAGCAGUACAACGUCUACGAGCACCUCGGAUGACGAGUCCGAGACUAGUUCGGACGAUAAGACGGAAGCCUCGAAGACGGAGCAAACAAAGACGGUCGAGCCGGAAUCCAAGAAGGAGGAUCAGAGUAAAAACGACGACACCACCGACGACAGCGACAUCGAGGAUGACUUGAUCUCUGCCAUCAAUUACAACACGAUUACCUCAUUGGCUGCCCUUAAGGACAUGCUGCAGUCCUCCGGAGAGGACUCCGACGGCGUUGAUAGUUUCUUUCAUCAUUACUUCCUGUCCCACGUGAACAGGCUACCGUCGAGGAAUCAGACACACAGCCCUUAUCCUUGGGGUAGACGACUGUCCGAAUGCAGGGAAGAGGACGAAUACGAGACGGAGGAAGGAAAAAACACGGACACCCCGUCCAUCGCGAGCAUUCCCGAAGUGAAAAAUCCGGGGAAGGUCGAGGAAUCGGAAGAAAAGAACGACAGCGUAUCCUCGAAGGCCUCCAGCCCGUCAGCCUCGGAGAAAUCCAGCUCGGAGAAGAUAGAUCAGAAGUCCAACGCAACCUCGAGCAUCUCCGAGACGAAGAGUACGGUAGCGGUGUCUUCGACGCCAACCACAACCGCUCCAGCGACCACCACACCGACAACGACGUCCACAACAACGACAUCCAGAUUCACGACUUGCGCGGUGACCUCGCCAACAUCCACCACGAAGCCUCCUCUGAGGAGAAGGCACACCACCGGCCCUGGGAUGACUUUUCCAGCAACGGAUCCGCCAACCUACUCCAGCAGCAUGACCUUCUCGAGGACCAGUCCGCUUCCUAGUCCCCAUCUAGAUAAAAGGUUCUUCGACAGCAGUUUGAUAGAGAUGAAGAGCCAGGCGAGCAGCUCCAGCACCCUCGAUUACGACUCCACCGAGGAAGUCUGGAUACGCAGGGUCGAUUUCGUUCAGGAAAGGAAGAGGAAGGAACUCGGCUCGCAGCCUCUCCCUACAAUCGUAACCGAAGAUGCAGAUAAAUCAAACCAAGCUUCUCAGGAUGAAGGUCACAGACCUCGAGCAGGAACAUGGGGAUCGCACUCGAGGACUAUCAGGAAGCCAACCUCGGGAAGCGCUCCUGGCUCUGGAAAGUCAACACCUCUUCCGCAGCAACCGGAGCCUUCAUGUUCAUGGAGUUCGGGCAAGAGUGGGAAGAAAGCUUCAGGCACCCGAUCUGGGUCCACUAGUCGAAGUAAUAGUCGCAGCAACAGCGCUGAACGUAGAAGAAGCGGCGGAACUAUCGAUGAAACCGCCAGUCCCACAAGAAAACCUGCGCUCUUUGACGCCUUUAGGCCAAGGAGCAAGUCUGAUGCUAGUAAAAGGAAGCCCAGUCUUAUCGCGAAUAUGAAGAGCGCUGUGCAGCAUUCGUUGCAUAGAGGUUCGCAUGGAAGUUCGUCGACAGAUGUGCGUACAGACAAGGAUCAUCACAAAGAUGCUAAAGAGAACAAGGAUGGAAAGGAAACCAUGGGACGUCCGCGAGCUGGAUCGGAAAGCAGCAGGAAUCCUGUGAGCAAAGUUAUGAAUCUCAUCAGGCACAGAAGUCACAGUGCACUUAGUUCAGAGGACAAACGGAAAGCGAGAACCGCGGCUCAGCACCAGGCACAAAUAGCAGCGCAGGGAGCCAUCAGAAGAAGCUCCCUGGAUCCUGGCACAAGGAGAUUCUCUUUGGGCACACCUGCCAUACCUCAUCGAGCCUCUGAUGCCUGUUUAGAUCCUGUGCACGCCGCCAUUCUCUUCAGGGACGCUAGAGGGCUGCCUGUCGUAGAUCCUUUCCUGGAGAAAGUAUCGCUCUCUGAUCUUGAGGAGGACGAAUCACAGAUCUUCGUCAAGUUCUUCAAAUUUCACAAAUGUUACGACCUAAUACCUACCAGUGCCAAAUUGGUUGUUUUCGACACGCAUCUCCUUGUCAAGAAGGCCUUCUUCGCUCUUGUUUACAACGGUGUGAGAGCUGCACCACUAUGGGACAGUGCAAGACAAGAAUUUAUCGGGAUGUUAACUAUAACAGAUUUUAUAAAAAUUCUGCAGAUGUACUACACCAGCCCAUCUGUAACAAUGGAUGAAUUAGAAGAACACGAGUUAGAUACAUGGAGAAAAGUCUUGAAAGAUCAGGUGCAUCCAUUAGUGAGCAUCAGCCCAGAUGCAUCAUUGUAUGAGGCCAUUAAAACUUUAAUUCACAAUCGAAUUCAUCGUUUGCCUGUGAUAGACCCAGAUACUGGAAAUGUUCUCUAUAUCCUGACACACAAACGAAUACUUAGGUUCCUCUUCCUUUAUAUUCACGAGCUACCAAAACCAUCGUUCACAAAUAAAACAUUGAGAGAGUUAAGGAUAGGUUCGUUUGAUAAUAUAGAAACGGCGACGGAAGAAACUAGCAUAAUUUUAGCACUCAAGAAAUUUGUCGAAAGGAGAGUUUCAGCAUUACCAAUUAUCGAUGCCGAAGGAAAGUUGGUUAACAUAUAUUCGAAGUUUGAUGUUAUUAAUUUAGCUGCUGAAAAAACAUAUAACAACUUAGAUGUUUCAUUACGAGAAGCAAAUGAGCAUCGAAAUGAGUGGUUUGAAGGAGUUCAAAGUUGUAAAUUAGAUGAGACUCUGUUUACUGUUAUGGAAAGAAUUGUUAGGGCAGAGGUCCAUAGGCUAGUAGUGGUUGAUGAAGAUGAUAAAGUGAUUGGUAUAAUUUCUCUAUCCGAUUUACUCUUCUACCUCGUUCUUAGGCCUUGUGGUGAAGAUGGCAGUAGCAAUAAAAAUAGUUCUAUAUCGUUAAGAGCACAGGAUUCUGUAUCAAAGGCUCCGAGUUCUGUGCAGUCGGAAGCUUCUCUCCCUGAUGGUGAACAAGAAGCUGAACAAGAUGCAGCUGACGUAAACCAAUCCGAAGAGGCACCCGCGACACCUAGUCCACCGCUGAGUCCAGCAGCGUCAGAUAUUUCUGAACCUCAAUCUACUUUAGUAAACCAGUCUCAAGAACCUGCAUGGAGGGAAGUAACCGUGUCAGGGGGAGAAUGAGGCAAUAUCACCUUAACAUGCUAUUAGGCAUGAAAUUGUGACUGGUUUACUCACUGUAAAGUUCAAAUUUUGCAGUGCAACAGCAGCAAGUAACAAACGGAUAAGCAUGUGUUUUUCACCUAUUCUUAACGCUCGCGUUACCCAUGCUUAAGAAUUUAUGAAAAACAUAUGAAACAUUGUUGUAUGCUCGUUUACGUCAGAAAAGUAACGGUUACCGGAAGUAAAUAAAAUCUCGGCGAGUACGAGAAUGAUGAACGAAUUUCACUGGACGCGACAAACAAUAAUGCAAUGCUGUAUAAUGUAUAAAGUUGAGAAAGCUUAAUUUUUUUAUGGUACAAAUGCUACUCAACAUAAACGUUCGAGCUUCUUGCCAGGCACGAUCGCUACGCCAUUAACUGCUCAGGGUAUGAAUUCUCGACACCCUUUCUGCUACCGUAUACUGGGAAUGUUUCAAAAGAGUUUCAAGGAAACAAAUAGCUGUUUCGUCCUUUACAUUUAUAUAAUGCUGCUGUGCUCUUCUUACACUGAAACCUUGUAUUUUAAUUGAGAUCAAAGAUUAUGAAAUAACUUACUUUAUUUACCUGAAAUAGUUUAGAGAUGUGUCUGGAUGACACGAAACUUUGUAGUGGUAUAUCGAAGAGUGCUCCAUAAUUAAUAAAUAUGGACCCCGUUUUUACAGAGACCUUCCACGCUUUUCUCCGACAUAAACGAAUAUUACAGUUUUAAACAAAAGUCUCUAAAUAUGUAUAUCCUGUAUGCUUGUUUAUUAAAACAGCUUUUCGCCUGUGGAACUGUCGCAGUUAGAUGUUUGAACAUCAACAACUGAUGUGCAUAAUAAAUAAUUCAAUUUGAAACAAUUGCACAGCAUGCGAUACAGGAAAAGAAACAUGGUGCUUUUGAUUUUACAUGAACGACCGACUAUGAUUUAGCUAUCAAAUGAAAUUAGUGUGCGUGUAACAAAUAAUAAACAGUAAAAUAAUAAUUAAAAUGUUAAAAAAUUGUGUUAUCGUUCAAGCUUCUGUGCAUCUUCGAGAAAUAUUCAAGUACAGGAAGCCAUUACUUUACAUGAAUCUAACCUAUAAUCUGUCAUUGAAUUUAUACGUCAUUGUUUUAUGUAUUUCAUACAAUAUUGUUACAUAUUAAGUGACAGGCCUACAAAGCAUGGAAAAUGGAAACAACUUUUCCUUAUAUUGAAUACGUGCUGCCACCAAUCUUAAUCGAUGCUUUAAAUUUCUAGAAGUAUCAGCAGUACUUUAUUCAAGUUACUUACGAAACAGUUUGAUUUUGAACAUAUUCAUGUUACAUUUAUUAUAGAUUUGUGUGUAUAUAUAAUUUAAUUUAAUUGUACUUCUUUUAAAUACUUAUAUUUUGUUUGUAUCUGCUUUACGUGAGGUUUUUAGAAAUUAACUACUUUGCUGGCAAAUUUUCAUGUAGGAAAAAGAAACGGAAAUGGAAGUGUAAGGAACAUAUUGGCGUUUUUAUGUGAUCUCUGACCAAAUUCUGUACAUUACGUAAUUAUUUAUGACGGUAUAAUUGACGUCACGUAAAAUGUAAAAGGAAAGUUUUGUAAUUAAAUUUUACAUUAUUAUUAAUUUUUAUAGGUAUUAAUCGGAAGAAAAUAAUUUUGGAAACUACAUAGAUUGUUUAUCGUAAAUAUUUAUCAUGUCGAACCUAAGUUUUCAUCUAAUCUAUGUAAUCAUGUCAUAUGAACAGAGAAAGCACCCGUAUCGAAUUCUAUUUGAGAAGUGGACGAUAAUUGUGUAAAACGUAUACUCCACUCAACGUUGAUACUAUUUCAAUAACGAAUUACAAAAUGAAUGGCAGAAGGCAUUCCUGUACAAACGCGAUCAAUUAAAAGAAACUGUUUCGCCUCAAAACAGAUCUUUGUUCUACGCUUACUGCAUCAAAGAGAUGGAAUUAAGAAUUGUGCAGACAUCUGCAUGUUACAUCUAAAUGUGAAAAUUUGUAUAUAAAUGGCCUUUGUGCCAAGGAAUGUAUUUUCCUUUUUGGCGCGAAGUUCCAUUUUCUCUGUAGAAAUAUGGGUAAAACCACCACUUGAUCUUGAAGGGGACAGUGCCUGUAAUUUAGUAAAUUUAUUCCUAGGUACGUUUUACGAGGAUAAGAAUAAAUAUUCCAUUUCAGAUGUAAGCGCAGUCAGGAUAAAGCAUGUUUGCAUUAGUAUUAAUUAACAAGAGGCGUAGUGGACAAUGAUUUUUGUACAGCUGAAAGAAUAUAGUCGAAUAAGAUUUAGUGUGCUGUAGCUGCGAACAUUAUAUUUCCUUUUAGUACAAAAUGCGUUUCAACUUUGCGAGUUGUCACGUUCACUUUUUCUAGUUUUUAGACGUAAAAAAAAAAUUACAGUAGCCUACAUCCUGCAGCGCACCCGAUUUCAAUAUCACAAUUGUAUCGAAAGCACAAUUUAAAUAACCCUGACAGAAAACAGACAGCGGUAGUUAUUGUACUUGAGAAACCAUUGCACUCGGCGUACGCUGCAUUUGCGAACCAAAACAAUAUAUAGACAAGGUAUUAAGAAUAAAUUGUACAAUAAAGAAUUAAUCGAAUAAUUAGGCAGUACACUUAGUCGCGUUUCAGUACUGUAUAUUCAGGGCAAAAACGAUUAGCGUAUUAUUCAUGUCCCUCAUAUAUGUAAGUUACAAAUGAAAAACGAAUUGCUGAUUGACAAAAUACAUCGUAACAGAAACAUUUUACUUUAUUGUUC
Messenger RNA from Hylaeus anthracinus, 7622 nucleotides. RefSeq names its product dentin sialophosphoprotein (gene SNF4Agamma). NCBI's taxonomy places the organism in Eukaryota, Metazoa, Arthropoda, Insecta, Hymenoptera, Colletidae. The record is from RefSeq and is a predicted model, not a curated record. The transcript has 16 exons. Bases 1565 to 4903 code for a protein of 1112 amino acids.